AUAGUAUCAUCUCAUUAUAUAAAUUCCUGUUGCAGUAAAAUAAGAAUUAGAUCAGGAAGAAAAAUCAAGCAUUUUUUUUAAUGUAUAUGUAUAUAAAGAUCCAUCCAGUCCACAAAAAAUUAAGAAGACAACUAGGUAACGAAAUAGCGAUGACUGAAUUAUCAACAAUAAUCGAUUACAACCAGACGACACUCAAACCGGAACAAGAAUGGCCCUCGAUGGUCCCCGCGACUCUAUUACUAGUCUUUGGGAUAUCGGGAAACGUGUUAGCCUUGGUCAUUCUCUGCUGUUCUACCAAAACGCACAAAUGGCGACCGUUCUACCGCUUCGUUUGUGGACUUGCCAUCACAGAUGGAGGCGGGGUGCUACUGUCCUACCCAAUCAUCAUGGUUCGAUAUGGCUCCUAUUUCGAAUUUACCUAUCCGGAGCGUUUGUGUGACUACAUGGCAUUCGUAUUCAUGUUUACUAUCCUGGCCUCGGCUCUUAUUGUAUGUGCCAUGUCUUUUGACCGUUUUAUUGCAAUCCUGUAUCCUCACUUUUAUAACUCCCCCACCAAAAACAGGAGGGCUGUUUUAACUCUGGCAGGAAUUUGGAUUUUCUCUGCCUUUAUGUCCAGCCUCCAUUUGAUGGUUGGUCAGAAAAGCAAGAAUUUUUUCCCGGGUUCUUGGUGUUUUAUGGACUUUUCAGAUGCCGCCACAUCGAGUAGGAUCCUGGCAAUGUUGUAUUCCCUGACAGGCAUUCUGAUCCUCACCACUACAGCCGUACUGAACACCGUGGUGAUUGCCCGAGUCUGUUACGAUAGCCAAAAGAAGAAGAAAAACAUAACAAAGAAGAAGAAUAUCCACAUCAUUGUCUUCCUCUUCCUAAUCGUGGUCUUGUUUUCUUCAUGCAUUUCAUCGCUUUUAAUUAACAUAUUUGGCCAUGCAGUUGGAACAAUUUCGGGAAAUGGAGAGUUUGAACUUAAUUCGGUUCGUCUUUCCAUUUUGAAUUCAAUCAUUGAUCCCUGGAUCUACAUUUUAUUUCGGAAGGAUACAUUCGAUUUUUUCAAGCGAAGAGUCGGAAGAUUGGGAUUUAUUUCGGUAUCAAGCUCUUCCUCUGGGACUCAAUCCUCCAAAAAUGAAAGCCCCUCUAGCGAUCCGUAUGUUGAUGAGACGUCAAAGGAAAUGGUCAAUCCAGCCUAACUGGAACAACGCAUUAGAGAAUGUACAGUUCUGACGGGACGUAAAAACAGUGGCUGGUUAAGAUGUAAAACACAAAUCUAGACAAAGUGGAACCAAAGAAACAAUGAACUCCAUAUGUUAUAAAGAAAAUUUU
Molecule: messenger RNA, 1314 nt
Organism: Saccostrea cuccullata (small rock oyster)
Lineage: Eukaryota; Metazoa; Mollusca; Bivalvia; Ostreida; Ostreidae
Product: prostaglandin E2 receptor EP4 subtype-like
Exons: 2
Coding region: 81-1181 (366 amino acids)
Biological process (GO): positive regulation of cytosolic calcium ion concentration; inflammatory response; adenylate cyclase-activating G protein-coupled receptor signaling pathway
Cellular component (GO): plasma membrane
Molecular function (GO): G protein-coupled receptor activity
Source: RefSeq, a predicted model, not a curated record